This is a messenger RNA of Kluyveromyces marxianus DMKU3-1042, 714 nucleotides long. It is a transcript of the gene TPT1, whose product is annotated as tRNA 2'-phosphotransferase. The transcript has a single exon. The record is from RefSeq and is a predicted model, not a curated record. Gene Ontology annotation, molecular function: tRNA 2'-phosphotransferase activity. Lineage: Eukaryota; Fungi; Ascomycota; Saccharomycetes; Saccharomycetales; Saccharomycetaceae. Gene Ontology annotation, biological process: tRNA splicing, via endonucleolytic cleavage and ligation. The coding region runs from base 1 to 714 and encodes 237 amino acids.
AUGGAACCCAAGAACAGGGAAGUCUCUAUCUCCAAAGCGUUGGCUUAUUUAUUGAGGCACGGUGCCGUUAAAGAGAAGCUACCUAUCGAUUACAAUGGUUACAUUGAACUGGAUUCACUGUUACAGCAUAAUAGACUUAAAAGUUUGAAAGCUACUGUGCCAGAAAUAGAACAUAUUGUUGCCAGUAAUGACAAGAAACGAUUUCAUCUUAAGGAAGAUCCAGAUACUGGGAAACUAAUGAUUUGUGCAGUGCAAGGUCAUUCUCUAAAACAGAUCAAACCAUCUGAAGAAGUAUUGGAACCCAUCACAAAGACUGACCAAUUGCCCGACCACUUAGUUCACGGAACUAAUAUCAAAAACUGCAUUCAAAUCCUUGAAUCGGGUUAUAUAAAGAAAAUGAACAGGAAUCAUGUGCACUUGUCACCGGGCAUCACAGGUAAGCAUUCAGAAGUCAUCAGCGGGAUGAGAUACUCAAGUAAUGUUUUCAUUCAUGUGAAAAGAACUCAAGAAGCGGUCGAUAAACUCAAAAUAUUCAAAUCACUCAACAAUGUAUUUCUUUCCUCCCUUGAUAUCCCAUUAGAAUACAUAGAGCUCAUUCAAGUUAGGCCGCCAAAUGCUCAAGUGUCCAACGAAUCAAACUCUCCAAAGAAUCAUCAAUUGAAACUAUUAGAAGAACUCGCAUCAAAUAACAGCAUCAAAGUUGAAUACAUGUAG